AACAACACACACUUUUAAGAUUCUAUCGAAAAACCAAUAAACCAGCUGCAUUUAUUACAUGUACGACGUUAAGUCUGUAUUAUACCAUGCACUGAUUCUGUACUAUUGACUGUGUUUAAUCAUAGAUGGGUUUAUACGUCUAUCAUGGAUUAUUCUAUACCUAACGUCAACAGAUUUCCAAUAAACAAGGAGGAAUGUUCUUAUUACAGCAGAUUUACUCGAGUGUGUGCAACUAACAAACAAAGUGGAUGAGGUCUAGUACUAAUUUGACUGUUUGAAGUUUCGGAAAUGUUACCACAUGUUCAGACGUCAACGUUGUUCAAAAACACUUGUGAUUACAGUUGCCAUCGCCGUGACCUAUAUUUUGGCGUGCAACCUUUUUACAUUAUAUCACUUGUCUAAAUCAAAGCCAAACUACUUCGUACACAAAUAUGGACUUUUAUACCUAGGGCACCUACAAACAUUUAAGAAUUGGACUUGUAAACCAGUGCUACUUUCUAAGAUCCCGCUGCCAUCAACAGCCUUGGCUAGUUAUCCAGGAUCUGGAAAUUCUUGGUUACGUCAUUUACUUCAGCAGACGACAGGAAUAGCAACAGGAAGUGAAUAUGUGGACUUUUCCUUGAAAUAUCAUGGAUUUUUAGGGGAAGGUAUAACCAACUCUUCUGUUCUGGUUGUCAAGACUCAUGAAUAUGGAAAUACAACAUUGUUAAAAUAUGACAGAGCUAUUCUAUUAAUCAGAGCACCAGAAGAGGCACUUUUAGCAGAAUUCAACAGAAGAUACGCAGGUCAUCUUGGGCAUGCUCAGAAAUUGCAUUUUAAGAAAGAAUGGAAGCCAUUUUUGUUCGAGGAAAUGGACAAUUGGUAUAAUUUCAAUAAAAGAUGGUUGACCUUCAAAGGACAACUAUAUGUUGUAAAGUAUGACAAGCUUAUACAAAAUACGUCAAUGGAGAUAGUGGCCUUAUUGAAAUUCUUAAACAUAUCCGUGUCCAGUAAAGAAUUGUUGUGUGUUGUCCGAAAUGUUGACGGUCAUUUCAAACGGCCAGGGACUUAUCAUAAUUAUUCCGGUCAGAAAUUGUAUCAACCGACAAUAAAACAGACAUUGGCUGCAUACUGGAGAGAAAUUACAAUGUUAGUGCAUAAAAAACAGCUAGGUUUUUAAUUAUUAAAUGCCAACCUACUGCUGUUUUUGAACAUAUUUAGGUAAUAAAAUUUAUUUGUACAUAA
Messenger RNA from Mytilus californianus (California mussel), 1224 nucleotides. Its product is annotated as WSCD family member GA21586-like. Lineage: Eukaryota; Metazoa; Mollusca; Bivalvia; Mytilida; Mytilidae. Bases 299 to 1159 code for a protein of 286 amino acids. The record is from RefSeq and is a predicted model, not a curated record. Gene Ontology annotation, molecular function: sulfotransferase activity. The transcript is spliced from 5 exons.